AAAAUGUAAACAAAAGUCUCUCCCUUGAUACUGUUUAUCUUUUUGUAUUCGUUUUAUUUGAAUUUGUAAUUCUCUUACUUGUUUCUUAGUUUAUUGUAGUCUUAUCAGACCGCAGACGACCUCCACUUCAACCAAUUAUACAUAUUAAUUUUACAUGUACUGCGGUUCCGCCGUAGCUGCUUAUCAGUGAGCAUGAACAACUGUUGUGCACCCUUUACUUUUUUAUCACAAAUUUAUUUUAUAUUUCGAUGAAAACUUUAAUAUAUUAAUCGUUUCUAAUUGUGUCUGUGAUAUUUCAUGAUUUAAAGAUUUUACCUCAGUGCACUCAAGCUGUGUUUUUCCAUUACUUAGAAAGCAGAAAGAGGUCAAGGAGCACCCAUUUUCUGAUGGUACAUUUUGCUGAUUCUACUCUUUGAUGUGUUUUUUCUGUAAUCCGGACCUGAGGAGCUGCUUAGAAGACUGUUAGUGGGUGAACUCCAGUGCCCCCCAAAUCUUGGAGCUUUGAACCCACCAUCGUUAUGAAUCGUUUUACGGAUGCAAAGUUCUGGCCCAUAUGUAAUGUAUGUCAAUCCUGCUGUAUUGCUUUGUACGACUACUGCCUGUGUCGAAAGUGAUAUUUUCAUCAUUGGUCAAGUCUGUUAUUGAUUUUGAAUGAAACCCAAGGGAAGGCUGAAACAGGAUCAAAUAUUUAGUGGUGAUUACCAGUUUUAUUUUCUCAAUUUUUCAGUAAGUACUUACGUCCGUCUUUCCUACGCUUGUAAGAAAAAUUAUCUUGAAUAUUAAAAUGGUCUACAUCACAAUGUUUUUUACCAUUGCGAUCGCAGUUCUUGUCUGCAUCUGUCUACUUUUUCAUUUAAUCACCAAGGAAACGGUCGAUCGUCCAAAACAUCGUGAAUUUAGUCAGCUGCAACUGAAAUUCCUUUGUGGCUAUUGUUUAGCAGCCUUUUCUGAUUGGCUACAAGGUCCCUAUAUUUAUAAAGUUUAUGAGUCAUAUGGCUUUGAUGAACAAAUGAUUGCAAUUUUAUAUCUAAGUGGAUUUAUCUCAAGUUCCAUUUUUGGCACUCUUGUCGGCUCUUUUGCAGACAUUUACGGUAAAAAAUCUAUGUGUAUAUUGUAUAGUUUUUUCUACUCUGUUUGUUGUAUGACUAAGUUCUUUCAAAAUUUUUUUCUCCUUAUGAUCGGACGAAUUUUUGGAGGUAUCGCAACAUCGAUUUUGUUCACAAGCUUUGAAGCAUGGUAUGUAAAUGAGCACCUGAACUAUUAUAGAUUUCCUUCAGAAUGGCUAAAUAUAACUUUGACUAAAGCAGUUUUUUACAACAGCAUUCUAGCAAUUGUUGCAGGGGUUUUCUCUCAAAUCUUGGUUUACCAUCUGAAUCUAAAACCAGUUGCGCCUUUUGGUGUUGCAAUUAUAUUCUUAAUUCUUGGUGGUUGCUUAAUUGCUUGCACUUGGAAAGAAAAUAUGACAAAAACACCAGAAAAAACCACCUCAGUUCUCAAAUCCAUGAAGGAGUCCGUUCGAUUAAUCCUUGCUAAGAAUAGGAGAGAAUUAUUAGUUCUAGGUGUCAUCCAGUCAUUAUUUGAAAGUGUCAUGUACAUAUUUAUCUUUGCAUGGACCCCUAUUUUAAGUACAGAAAAUUCCAAAGAACUGAACGACUCUCUAGGUUUAAUUUUCUCCUGCUUCAUGUUGGCUUGUAUGAUAGGUCCAAAAGUUUAUGCUUAUCUAUUAUCGAAGUCUUUUAGUCCUGAGAAACUUCUAUCACUGACUCUUUCAAUUGCCUGUGUAAUUUUAGGAAUUUGCUUGAUUUUUACUGUUAAUUUUUUCAAUAUUCAGAAUGGUUGGGACAAGCAAAUUUGCUUUGUUUUGUUUCUGGUCUAUGAGUUUUCAAUAGGAAUGUACUACCCUGCUGUUUCAUACAUACGAAGCCUAAUAAUCCCAGAAAAAUUUCGAGCGUCCGUAUCAAAUUGGUUCCGGUUUCCAACCAAUUUAAUCACCUGCUUAGCAAUUAUAUGGGUGAAACCCAGUAAAUUAGAGAAUAUGGAAAGUGUGAGUGAUAGCUCUCUAAAUAUAACGUACAUUAGUUUUAUAUUUCUCCCCUGUUCCUUACUUCUUCUAGGAGCCACGAUUUUAAGUUGUGUCUAUGAGAAAAAAUUCGCUGCGUGUCGCAAAGAGUAUGAGAAUAUGCAAAAUGUUGUUUGACUGUGAAUUUUCUAAUUUUAAAAAUGCUUUCUAAAAUGGUACCUAGGUACUUUAGGAAUACAUGGCCCGUUGGACAGGGUUAGAAUCUAUUGUUACCGUUUCCCUCAUCAUUGUCCUAAUUAUUGUUUUGCUUGAUUUCAGUGAGAAUUAUUGUUUGCAGGAAUUAUUAGAUCUGAUCUGUGUAAUGUUUUGUUUUACCUCCUAGUAUAGAACUAAACUUUUUCUCUCAAAAAUUCUAUUCAUGCGAGAUUAAUCUCAAGGUUUUUACUUUUAUAUUUUUUUAAUUUUAAUUAAUCCGCAGUUUUCUCAAAAUAUUUCAAAAAUGAUACUCAUUCCAAAAUUAAUUUUGUUCAUUAUCAUCAGAAAAGUCAGAACAAAUGAAGACUUCUCGUCAAUAAUAGGCUGAGUACCAAAAAGUUGAAUUUGAGUUUUUCACAUCUUGCUGCACACAUGCUGUGGUACGUACCGUAAUGCUAUCUUUCGGAUGUUAUAAGCACUAAUCCGUUCUUGGUGGGGUUGAGCUCAUUUUGCAGCAUGCUGUCCUUGGUAUCUAGGACAAAACUCAACUUUUACCUCGAUUUCUGAUUUUUUGGCACUCAGCUUACUGUUGAUGACGAGUCUUCCAAUGUGAACGGAGUAUCUGGAAGCAUGAUUUUGAUUCACAAUGACUGGCCAUAAAAAUUGUGUUCCUAAAAAUGCAACUUCUCAAAAUUGGAAGCAAAUAUAUUGAGUCCUCUUUAUGUUCAGAAGAAGAGACAAAUAAGGAAAAUGUUGCUCUCUCAGAUAGCUAUUUUAAUACGAUAUUUUUUUGUGGUCUCGUUGCUCUAUUCAUACAUGACAUCAGUUUUUCGUGAUGGCAAGUCAUGAAUGUCAAACUAGGAUUAAUAAGGUUUUUUGCGGAACCUUGAAUAAAUUUAAUUAUUUGCUUUUUAAUAGUAUCUUAAACAGGCACUGCUCAUCAAACAAAAUCAUAUCACUAAAAUUAAGACUGCUUCAAUCUAUACCUAAAAUUCGUUUCUGAAAAUGGUUUCUAUCUGAUGUAUUCUGCAAGCAAAAAACUUGUGCAAAAUGUUCACAAAUUAUUGGAGUCUUGGCUUGUUUAGAGUCCUUUUUUACUCAGAGUAGUGCCAUAUGGAAUCUAUUUCUGAUUAGCUCCCAUUUUUAGGCUUCAUGGAUGUCACAAACGGGCAAGAAGAUAACACUUGACUGGUUGCAAAGAUCAUAAGCUGGAAUGGACCAGGAAACUAAGGGUACAACCAGGAACCAACAAAAUGAGAGAGGGAAUAUAGGAAAGGAAUCAAGGAAAGAGUUGACCAAAAAUCACUGAAAAUGUUACGAAUUAAUCUGCUUGCCCAUUAUUGACCUCUAAGACCGCAAUUCUUGGUUUAAAGGGCCUCAAGGCUUGUAGGGCUCUAAUUACUAAAGUCGUUGCAUCAAUAUGUACUGUAAGUUGAAGAGGAGCUCUUUUCUUUUGUCUCCUCUGCCUAAAUUUUCGAUUAUGAUUUUCUUAAUGUGUAUGUUGCAGACAAAUAGUCAAAUUAGGCAUUUUGCCAUAUAUCUAGGCAAAAUGUCAAAUAUUCUUACUUUGGUCGAAAUUCUGAUUCUUUUGCUAACUUUAGACCAAAUAAUUCUUUUCUCUUGUAGGACAGAAUUCUCUAUAAAAUUUGUCAACUUACAAAGCUAAAUGAAUUAUUCCCAGUUUUUAUACGAACAUUUACAUAAAAAUUGUCAGCAUGUCUUAAAAUUCAGAAACUUUGAAAUCUCAAGAGUCAAAAUAUAGAAGGAGUAUUAGAGGACAAAAAUUCAAGAAAAGAUUGUACCUAGAUUUGAUGAAUCCUUACUUUCAAAACAUUAAAAACUUGAGACCAUUUUGUCAAAAACACAUACAAAUAUUCAAGCCUUUAAAAUUUAACUAUCUGCCCUGACAUUUGAUGCCUGAUUUGACUAUUGCCUACAACAUGUAUAGUAUAUGAAGGAACUCAUGAGCUGAGUGUACUCUUUCAGAACUUUGAUCUUUUCUCUUUCAUUAUUCUGAAUUAAAAUAUUGUCAUUAUUGACUUACGUUUAUGACUCUUUUAAACUAAAUUAUCUGAAGACUGAAUCUCAUAAUAAUACUCUAUUUGUGCAAAAAGAAUCCAUGGAUUCUCUUUAACAUCAAAUAAUUUUUACCUCUUAAAACUAUCACGCUUUUGUAAGUGAGAUUGAACGAUGGUUUUAGCUCUCUUUAAUGAGUAAAAGUUCUAAAAAAAAUGCAGCAACAUUGAUUAUUUGAACAUGAUUCUAAGAUCAAUACUCACAGAAAAAGUCUGUAGUCAUGAGUAUGAAAUCUAAAAUCAUGAUCAAACUAAAAAUGCAUUGGAAAAAGGGAAAUAACUCUCGUGUCCCAUCAAACAUAGCUCAAAUAAAUGUUUGCAGAAUAUUUUUUUGCCAGAGUCCAUUCUUUAAACAAUACAAAUUGAAAAUGUUGAUUUUUACGCACAAAAUUCAUCAUUCUAUUAAAAGUUUUCAGCGUGUUUUCCGAAGAAAAUACACUAUUUUUCGAUUUUACCUUUGUAGCCAUAUUAAGCUGUCGCUAACUUUUUUACAGUGAUACUGUCAUUCAGUAAAUCUAUUUUUAUGCAUUAUGAAGUACUAUUUAAGGCUAUUCACGCACAAUAAUGUAUCUUAGGCUGGAAAUUAUUGUUUAUGUAGAUCUUUGUAUGA
This is a messenger RNA of Bemisia tabaci, 4900 nucleotides long. Its product is annotated as molybdate-anion transporter. NCBI's taxonomy places the organism in Eukaryota, Metazoa, Arthropoda, Insecta, Hemiptera, Aleyrodidae. Gene Ontology annotation, biological process: molybdate ion transport. Gene Ontology annotation, molecular function: molybdate ion transmembrane transporter activity. Gene Ontology annotation, cellular component: membrane. The record is from RefSeq and is a predicted model, not a curated record.